AUGUCAUAUUCGAAGAAUGCACAUAAAUUAUCUGAAAUAGAUUCAAUAGAAAGGUUUAAGAAAGACAGAACUGAUGAUGGAGGUGUUACAACUGAUAGUGGUAGCACUGUGGAGAACUGUAUUUAUUCUGUAACUGUAACAAAGAAAACUUCGAGUACGGAUGAGAACCCCUCUUUGGAGUCCGCACAAAAGUCAUUUAUAAGCAUUCAUUCGACCGAUCAAUUAUGUCAAAUAGCCAACGCGAGGAGUCAGUCAAGUCUUGAAGAGUGCAAUGUAGAAGUGAUUAGUUUAAAUGAAGUGUUCCCUUCGACUUCCGAGGAAAGUUUUUCAAACGAUGAUGAGUUACCAUCAAGACGAGAUCGAGAGAAAUAUGCGAAAAAUAAAACACCAAUUGGAAAAUCACAUAAGGAAAGAGCCAAUAAAACCUCUUAUUUGCCUACGAACAGUAAAUCGACAACUGUACCCGGUCGGUACAAAGACGUGUUGGAGGCACAGGCGCCGAUCCGUUCGGAUUUUGAUAUACCGAAAAACACUCUUCACGUUGUUGGCAGCAACCCUGGAGAGCCAAAAGUUACCUACCUAGACGCUCCUAAAAAGAUUUCUAAAACUAUGAAGAAAUUCCUCCGCAAUACAGACAAACACAAAAAUGACCAAAACAACAAAGGCAAUGAGAAAGCAAUCACUGGCGAAGUCGUGUCGUUGGAUAUGGAUUUGGAGGCCCAGUACACCUACAAUAAACACACACCGGACAAAAAUGUGUCUUUCAAUACGCAAGUGGUGAUAAUACAUUUCACGGGCGACCUGUGCGUAGGUCAAAGCAUCGAAACCCUCAGUAAGGAGAAAGACCAGCAGGCGAGAAACUCGGAACUGAAAAAGACUUUUCUCACUAAAUACAACGAGUUUUGGCCGAUGCCUGGAAAGAAAUCUCAAAAAUUG
Iphiclides podalirius (scarce swallowtail) is the source of this 936-nucleotide messenger RNA. NCBI's taxonomy places the organism in Eukaryota, Metazoa, Arthropoda, Insecta, Lepidoptera, Papilionidae. The record is from the annotation of a GenBank genome assembly.